Prorocentrum cordatum is the source of this 1959-nucleotide messenger RNA. NCBI's taxonomy places the organism in Eukaryota, Dinophyceae, Prorocentrales, Prorocentraceae. The record is from the annotation of a GenBank genome assembly.
GAUCAAGCUCUGGAUGUGACAAGUGUGGCAGCCGGUGGCACAGCGUGAAGGAUUGUCCAGUCAACAAGGCUUCCAGCAGAAAAGGUUUCUUGGUCGGACUCGGCACAAACAUCGCGAAGGACACGACGGCGACAGACAUCACGCUGCCACUCCCUUCGACACCAUCUGACGGCUUCGACGGCAUCUCCCGACAUCCAAGAGCAGCACCAGGACAACGACACCUGACUGCAACCAGGCAGGAAGAAGCGAGAAUCGAGGAGGAAACUCACGGCAUGGCCACUGAAGAUGACAUCGCAGGCUAUGACGGCAAGGAUCCCUGGUUCGAACAGCAUUCAGAUCCAUGGCAGCCAUCACCUCGACCUCCUACUCGGCCGCACUCGAGCGACGCCGGCUCCUGGCAGAAUAUUCCCUCGGAGCAGGCCUCGGACGCUCAUACCACAAUCUCGGACGACAAGUCCACACAGGAGCGCAUCUUCGACUUCGGCGAGGCUACGGUCUCAAAGUUCUUUCGGAACGAGGCGAAGCAUGCCAUGUUCGGGCUGGGCCUACCUAUUCAGCAGCAGCACCCUGAUCUACCCGCAGCACGAUCGACCAGCAGAGCAGAAGCAAGCUCGAGCUCGAUCGACAAGAACAACUCAGCGUUUGUCCUCAGCAUCUUCAGCGAGCGCGAGGACACCUUCGAGGCGUACCAUCUCGUCAGAGGUCGACAGCGCAAGGGAUUCAUCAUCGACCCUGGAGCUGCUUCUGGCAUCUGCGGCACAGAUACGUUACUGCAGCACAAUGGCAAGGAUACUCAGAACUACAAGAUCACCCCAGGAUCAGGCAGCUUCACGGGCAUCAAUGGCAGACCCACUUCUGGACUGGGACAUGUGGCACAGAAGGCUCGGUGCUCGCGUCUCGAGCUGGUCUGGCACGGCGAUCUCAUUGGCGAGAGCGGCUCCAACUGCCCGUUCCUGCUGCCGUUGCCUCCUCUGGUUCACUAUAGAGCUCUACUCGUGCAUGGACUCACAGACGACGGCAAUGGAGCUCUCGUGCUGGCCUCCGACAGUGAUCCGUCGGACGUGCAUGUGGUCAGAGUUCUUCUCACGGACAGCAGCCACUACCUGUUGCCGACGGACGAUCCCGAAGGUCAGCAGCGCGAGGAACCAGCUGUUUCAGCACAAGUGGUCGAGAUGCUGAUGCACACAGUGAAGAACAUCAACGCCAAGAUCCUCAAGGUUUAUAUGGAGGACAGUUUUCCAGACUACCUCUCCAGUGAGCACGUGGCGUGGCUGAAACAGAGAUACAAGGACAUCCCAGAGGAGUUCUACACCAAGACAGGCUACGAGGUUGUGACUCCAGACAGUUUCGACAAGUGGAACCCCGAGCAUCGGAAGCUGGUGAGCAAGGGUCAGACCGUCUUCAAGCCUAUAGUUAAGCUCUCAUCUCCAGAUUGCAGGCUAUGGACAGCCAUGAGCAACAUGCGAGGAUCUGGAGUUGCAGCAGCCGGACGACAAGCAGAGUUUCCUAUGUUGGAGUGGCUUCAUCACGACAACGUCGUCCAAUAUCAAGACGGACAUGGCUACAUCAACGAGAACGGCUUGCGCUCCCAGCUCUGGACACAGUCACCGCUAAAGCAGAAUCAGGACAUCGUCAGCAACAGGACUCGGCGAGUCGAUGGAUGUGCUCACGGCUGUGUGAACACUAACAACGAACCGUUGGAGAAGCCCUACAGGCUCGACGCCAACAUACAGCUGAAGAAGACCAUUCGACGAUGCCCUGGUCAUGGAGUUCAACGACACGCAGUUAUUGAGGGCUCAGUACCAGGCACGAGCUCCAAGACGGCAGCUCUCACUGCAGUAUACACUCGCACGAUGUGCCGGGCACUCAUCAGCGACAUCACCUCCUUCGCGCGCAAGUUCACCUGCGCUCUGAUGUUGGCGACGCUCGUGUACAGCAACAUCGACAUACAUCACGGAG